AGAGGGAGGGGGGCAGGCCCCACAGCUGUUGUGGGGUAGGGGGUGUGUGUCAGGGAGGGGCCCAGGCCAGGCAGCAGAGACCCCUGCGGGCCUCAGCUGCUGGCACCAUGGACCGGUACCGGGUCCCGCGCACCAAGGAGAUGGAGUUUGGGGGGGCCCUGGGCACGGCGGUGCUGACCCUGCUGCUCCCGGGUGCCAUGUGGUACCUGCUGACGGCCUGUGGGACCGAGGAGGCCAGUGUCCUGCAGGUGCCCCCUGUACCCGCCCCCCGCAUCCUCGCCAACCCCCAAGCCCUCCUCCUUGUCCUCGGCUGGCUCGGCCUCCAGGCCGCCCUCCACAUGCUGCCCAUGGGCAAGGUCACGGAGGGGAUCAUCCUGCGGGACAAGACCCGGCUCCAGUAUCGUGUCAACGCCUUCCAGGUGCUGGGGCUGACAGCGUUGGGGGUGGGUGCGGGGCUGGCCGCAGGCCUGCGCCUCAGCUUCAUCCACGACCACCUGCUGGAGCUCGCUGGCGCUGCCACUCUCGUGGCCUUUGGCCUCAGCCUCCUGCUCUACCUCAAGGCCCUGCUGGCCUCCGAGGCUGCCCUGGCACCUGGCGGCAACUCGGGGAACCCCAUCUAUGACUUCUUCAUGGGCCACGAGCUGAACCCACGUGUGGGCUCCUUUGACCUCAAGUAUUUCUGUGAGCUGCGCCCAGGCCUCAUUGGCUGGGUGAGUGCCAGGGUUGGGAGGAGUUGGGGGGGGGCGGAAAUAUGGGGCCAGCUCAGCUCCGGGGGUUGGGAGGCGAGGGGUAGGGGUUGAUGUGUCCCCUCCACUCCCCCAUGACCUGGCCAUGCCUGGCAGGAGGCCGUGCUGACCACCAUGGACAUAGUGCACGAUGGCUUUGGAUUCAUGCUGGUCUUCGGGGACCUGGCCUGGGUGCCCUUCACCUACAGCCUGCAGGCCUACUUCCUCGUCGGCCACCCCCAGCAUCUCGGUCUGCCCGCCGCUGUCGCCAUCUUGCUGCUCAAUGGGCUGGGCUACUACAUCUUCCGCAGUGCCAACUCCCAGAAGAACACCUUCCGCAGGAACCCCAAUGACCCUCGAGUCGCCGGUCUCAAGACAAUCCCUACAGCCACGGGCCGGCGCCUACUCGCAUCAGGCUGGUGGGGCUUCGUACGGCACCCCAACUACCUGGGGGACAUCAUUAUGGCCUUGGCCUGGUCACUGCCCUGCGGCCUGACGCAUAUGCUGCCCUACUUCUACGUCAUCUACUUCACAAUGCUGCUGAUCCACCGCGAGGCACGGGAUGAGCGCCAGUGCCUGCGCAAGUAUGGGCUGGCCUGGGAGGAGUACUGCCGGCAGGUGCCCUACCGCAUCUUCCCCUACCUCUACUGAGCCCUACACCCCCCCUCUGCCCUGGCUUGUGGCUCCUGCUGCCCCACCAGACCAGCCUCAGGAUGCAGGGCUGUGCCAACGGCGCCCUGGACAGAAGCUGGCUCCGAGCCUAGCUACCCUGGUCCCCCGUACUUGAGAUGGCUCCAAAAACCCAGUGCAGGGGGUGGGAGAUGGAUUACCCUGGCCAGAGCUGGCCAGGAAAGGCCCCCUAGGCCACUGGAGCCAUCACCCUUGCCCAGCUGCACUGAACCCCUGCACCAGGGUGACCCAUGAUGCUGCGGGGAGGCCUGACAGCACGCAGGUUGCCUUAUCGGACUGAAACUGCCUGAGACCAUGACAUCCCAUCCACCUGCAUCUUAUUUGCAUCUCAUUGGAAAGGAGUGCAUUGCCUUGAUGACUUUGUAACACUGACA
This is a messenger RNA of Alligator sinensis (Chinese alligator), 1789 nucleotides long. It is a transcript of the gene TM7SF2, whose product is annotated as transmembrane 7 superfamily member 2. Gene Ontology annotation, biological process: sterol biosynthetic process. Gene Ontology annotation, molecular function: oxidoreductase activity, acting on the CH-CH group of donors, NAD or NADP as acceptor. Lineage: Eukaryota; Metazoa; Chordata; Crocodylia; Alligatoridae. The record is from RefSeq and is a predicted model, not a curated record. Gene Ontology annotation, cellular component: nuclear inner membrane; endoplasmic reticulum membrane. The transcript has 10 exons.